Asterias rubens (European starfish) is the source of this 1836-nucleotide messenger RNA. Its product is annotated as purine nucleoside phosphorylase-like. Gene Ontology annotation, molecular function: purine-nucleoside phosphorylase activity. The record is from RefSeq and is a predicted model, not a curated record. The transcript has 6 exons. NCBI's taxonomy places the organism in Eukaryota, Metazoa, Echinodermata, Asteroidea, Forcipulatida, Asteriidae. Gene Ontology annotation, biological process: nucleoside metabolic process. Gene Ontology annotation, cellular component: cytoplasm. Bases 409 to 1290 code for a protein of 293 amino acids.
UGCAAGAAAAUGGCCCAUGCAUUCAUCAUUGCGGUUGUUGAAUAACUGAUCUGAGAACACGAGGCCACUCUUUUUUGUUGACAAAACAGUAAAUACAACACAACGUCGCAGCAUAGAGCAACGUAGCAGCAAAUUUGCAGCACUUCAUUCAUUCAGAUCAAUAAAAUAUCCAGUAUUUUACUUUGACUUGCAGUUCCAUUCGUCAGCAGUUUUACAUGUAUUAUAUUAACGAACAAAUAUAAGUUAUUUAUUUGCUGAUAUAUUCUUGUGACUUGAGUUGAGAACUGUGUAAACGUGGUGUGCUAGGAAUCGUCAAGAGGUAACGAAAAGAGUCAGAAAAACUCUUCAACAACACCACUGUGUUGCUGCUGUUUGAUUGGGGAGUAGAAAGAAAGUUCAUCAUUGAACAUGGCCACCACCAGCACAAAUGGGCUUGGAAGAUCAAGCUACAGUUACAGUGACCUGCAAGGCUUUGCCAAACAAAUUCAAGAUCGCACAAGUCACAAACCAACAAUUGGAAUCAUCUGUGGUUCCGGGCUCGGCAGCCUCGCAGAUAAGGUUGAAGACAGUAUCGUCAUCCCGUACAGCGAUAUCCAACACUUUCCUGUCAGCACAGUCAAGGGUCAUCACAGCCAGUUUGUUAUUGGCAUACUAAAGGGCAAGACGGUUAUUUGCAUGAAAGGACGCUUUCACCUUUAUGAAGGAUACCCGGCAUGGAAGCUAGCAGCCCCCGUCAGAGUGAUGAGCUUACUCGGCGUCCAAACACUUGUCGUCACAAAUGCCGCUGGAGCCAUGAAUAAGAGUUACAAAGUUGGUGACAUCAUGCUCAUGAAAGACCAUUUGUAUUUGCCCGGAAUGGCUGGAAACAAUCCCCUGGUUGGCCCCAAUAUGGAGAAAUUUGGUGAACGGUUCAUAAGUACAACCCGACUUUAUGACAGCAGCCUACGGAAAACGGCGCGGGUCGUCGCCAAGGAGAUGGGAUACUCGCACUUGAUCCAGGAAGGUGUGUAUGCGAUGGUGUGCGGGCCAUCGUACGAAACUCCAGCAGAACUAAAACUACUGAGCGUUUCUAGCGAUGUCAUUGGGAUGAGCACAUGUCCAGAGGCUAUCGUUGCAAAGCACUGUGGAAUGACAGUCUUUGGCCUCUCUCUAGUGACCAAUAAGUGUGUGACCGACUACGAUGAAACAGAGGUGGACGGACCCAAUCAUGGCGAGGUCCUAGAAACGGGAAAACUGAGAGAGGACAUCAUCCAGGAGCUUGUCGCUGAGAUUGUUGCAAAGAUAGACUAGUCGCUGAGACAGGGGUCAAGAUGGUCGAGAGAAUGAAGGUAGUAUAGAGUAAUGAAGGAAUGGGCACUGGCUGAUAAACCUUGGGCCAAAUGUAACCAAGCCGAAAUUACCUGUAAACAAAUUGCUAAAAUUAAGUAGAUUUGAAAACUCCUUUGCAUUUGCUGUGUCAUUCUGAUCAUCUGCUUUUAGAGUAUGUGACCCUUUGUUUACAAAAAGAGUGACCUUGCCCCUUCCAGGGCUAGUCUAGACUUGGUUCCAAGUCUUUGAUCGUGGCUUUUUAGUCGUCCUGAUACCUUCUACAAACAGCGCCCUCUUGUAAUCAACCUCCUUCAUUUAGCCUACGAUCAAAGUUAGGCCGCGUGAUAGCUAAUAAUGCGGGGGGGGGGGGGGGUUUCUUGGCUGAGAUGCAGAAGAAUAACCGCGAUCUAAGACUUGAAAUCAAGUCUAGGGUUAGUCCUGAUUGGUGACGUUAAUUUCAUGUGUGUAUCUACUUGCCAGGUAGAGUUGUUCAUAGGGAACUGUCUUGCUUUAUUCUACUGCCGUGGA